Molecule: messenger RNA, 1739 nt
Organism: Nilaparvata lugens (brown planthopper)
Lineage: Eukaryota; Metazoa; Arthropoda; Insecta; Hemiptera; Delphacidae
Product: zinc finger protein 271-like
Exons: 1
Coding region: 60-1391 (443 amino acids)
Source: RefSeq, a predicted model, not a curated record
CCACUUCCACCACCGACGACCACCUCACACCCUGGGGACACGCGGAUGCCCACGAGGCGAUGGAGAGUGGAGGCCUCCACAUUCACCCAGACAGCAGCCAGGAAGCCAUCUCGGUCAUUCGAGAGUCCCAACACAGUCUCAUUCAGUUCUCGACCAACGCUGGCGUUUUGGGUACAGCCACGGCCGAACCGUUCAACAGUGUGUGUUUCAAGAAGGAGAAGAAAGUCAAGGAGGAGGCUGGGCCAACGAUUAAAGUGGAUGAUAUAAAGGAGGAUACGGAUCGUAAGGAGGUUGUAGUGAAACGUAGGGUACGGACUUGUGCGACGUGUGAUCAGACCUUCCCCAACGCCGAGGAGUUUAACAACCAUAUAAAACGUGUACAUCCGUUUGAGUGUAAGGCAUGCGGUAGGUGUUUCAUGCGCGCUUCGGGGUUGACGCUGCACCAGAAACGCCAUCUCAAGAUCAAGCCCUAUCGGUGUAGUUACUGUGAGAAAUCGUUUGUUACCAACCAGAAACUGACGGAACACCAUAAUUCACACACUGGGAAUUCCCCCCAUAAAUGUAGCCUAUGUGAGGCAACGUUUAAACGAUACUCGAAUCUGGUCCAGCAUAGGAACAGGACUCACCUUAAGAAGAAACGGAAGGCUAAGGAUUAUUUUUGUGAUUGUGGUGAGGUUUUCCAUUCGCCUCUGAAACUGGCCUGGCAUAAGGAGAAACACGACCCAACCCCGAAGAAGUGCACGUUCUGUAGUUCCAGGUUUAUUCAUGUAGCCAGCUUGACUAGACAUAUUAGGAAAGCGCAUGACCCACGUUAUAUCCCGGAGGGACGCAAGUAUAAACUGAGGGGCUUCAGUGAGAACGUGGAGUGUCAUAUAUGUCACAAAAUCUGUCUGAAAGGAUCCUUAAGGAACCACAUGGUUGUUCACAGCGGUGUGAAGAAGUACGCGUGUAGUUCUUGCGGGAAAAGGUUUUUCUCGAAAUGGAACAUGAAGUUGCACAUGUGGGUGCAUGCGUCACGUAGUUCUAUGCCACAUAAGUGCACAGUGAAAUCGUGUAAAGCGUCGUUUAUUAGAGAGAAUGAUCUGCAGGACCAUCUGAGGGCUCAUAAGAACCAGAAACAGUAUUCGUGUAACUACUGCGGGAGACAGUUCUUGAGGAAGUAUAACUGGGUGAGGCACACUAGGGAACACGAACAGAACAAGAAGCAUGAGUGUACCGUUUGUGGAAAGAAGUUUCAUCGCGGGUAUUACCUCACGGAACAUAUGAGGAUACAUACCGGGUUUAGGCCGUUCACUUGUCACAUAUGUUCCAAGCAGACGGCAACGAAAACUAAUCACAACAAGCAUUUGAAAACGCAUCAUGCCAGGGAGAUAAUUGCUAGUGAAAAUUAGGUAAGCUAGUUUUUCAAAUUUUAUCUUUAGUAAGGUCUACGUUAGAAUGGCUGUGAAUGAAGAUAGGAGAACAUCGUUGACGAUUUGUGUAGCUAAGAAGUUGAUAUUGUGUUAAUUAUUCAUAUUGAAUGAAAAAGACAAUAUUUUGACAAUUUCUUAGGCUUUUUCAUUCGUUGACGAUUGUCUGUCUUAAUUAAGUAUUCAAUUCAAUUUAUUCACAACACACAGAAAUACAAUACGCAACAAAACAAUAGCAGUAACAAUGAUAUUAACACAUUAAAGACAAUAUUGCUAAAAUUAUGUGUGUUGGAAGAAAGAGGGGGGAAAUACCUUGCCAACUAUGGUUUC